This is a messenger RNA of Daucus carota subsp. sativus, 1353 nucleotides long. Its product is annotated as target of rapamycin complex subunit LST8. Gene Ontology annotation, biological process: TOR signaling; regulation of actin cytoskeleton organization. The transcript has 11 exons. Gene Ontology annotation, molecular function: protein binding. NCBI's taxonomy places the organism in Eukaryota, Viridiplantae, Streptophyta, Magnoliopsida, Apiales, Apiaceae. The coding region runs from base 230 to 1180 and encodes 316 amino acids. Gene Ontology annotation, cellular component: TORC2 complex; TORC1 complex. The record is from RefSeq and is a predicted model, not a curated record.
AAAGAGUUAAAAUUGCUGGGACACUUUGUUGUCAACAGGACUUUAUUUUACCUCUUCCUUCCUGAGAAUCGCAUCUGCAUCACUGUGGAGGAUCGGUUCAGGGCAAAAGCAUAAUCAAAACCCUCGUCAUAAAUACUUCAACACCAUAUAAACCAAAUUAAUUGCUGCCCUUGAAAGCCCAGCUACUUCUUUCAGCAUUUCAAUGGUUUAAAGGGGGAAGUGAAUCAAGAUGACCCAACAACCAUCUGUCAUCUUAGCAACUGCCAGUUAUGAUCAUACUAUUCGAUUCUGGGAGGCCAAAAGCGGCCGAUGUUAUCGGACUAUACAAUACCCUGAAUCGCAAGUUAACCGGCUUGAGAUAACUCCAGAUAAGCGGUACCUGGCUGCAGCUGGGAACCCCCACAUUCGAUUAUUCGAUGUUAAUUCAAACAGCCCUCAGCCCGUAAUGAGCUAUGAUUCACAUACAAACAACGUUAUGGCGGUGGGCUUUCAGUGUGAUGGGAACUGGAUGUAUUCAGGUUCUGAAGACGGUACAGUAAGGAUUUGGGACUUGAGAGCUCCAGGAUGUCAGAGGGAAUAUGAAAGCCGUGCAGCUGUUAAUACUGUUGUUUUGCACCCUAAUCAGACUGAGCUGAUAUCUGGGGACCAGAACGGUAAUAUUCGCGUAUGGGAUUUGACAGCAAAUUCAUGCAGCUGUGAGCUGGUACCAGAAGUAGAUACAGCUGUUAGAUCAUUAACUGUAAUGUGGGAUGGGAGCUUGGUCGUAGCUGCAAAUAACCGUGGAACUUGCUAUGUUUGGCGUUUGCUCAAAGGAACACAGACUAUGACCAACUUUGAGCCACUUCAUAAGCUACAGGCACAUGAUGGUUACAUUCUUAAAUGUCUCCUUUCACCAGAGUUCUGUGAGCCUCAACGGUAUCUAGCCACUGCAUCUUCCGACAAUACUGUUAAAAUAUGGAAUGUUGAUGGUUUUACUUUAGAGAAAACUCUAAUUGGACACCAGCGUUGGGUGUGGGAUUGUGUUUUCUCUGUUGAUGGUGCUUAUCUCAUCACAGCCUCCUCUGAUGCAACAGCUAGACUAUGGUCAGUGUCCACAGGUGAAGACAUGAGAGUAUAUCAAGGCCAUCACAAGGCAACUGUCUGUUGUGCUCUCCAUGAUGGGGCGGACACUCCAAGUUGAUUAUAAACUUCUCCGUGUUGGUUUUUUUUUUCUUCAGUUGUAUUUUCUUUUCUGCUAUCUUCUUUUCUUUAUUUUUAAUGAUUAAUGUGAAAUGGGUAAUACAAAUUGGACAGAUAUUGUAUUGUAUGUACAGUGACAUUUGAGUUGAUUUGCUAUUUCUGUUGUUUUCGGUA